Mizuhopecten yessoensis (Yesso scallop) is the source of this 1137-nucleotide messenger RNA. RefSeq names its product inactive rhomboid protein 1-like. Gene Ontology annotation, molecular function: serine-type endopeptidase activity. Gene Ontology annotation, biological process: regulation of protein secretion; regulation of epidermal growth factor receptor signaling pathway. The record is from RefSeq and is a predicted model, not a curated record. Gene Ontology annotation, cellular component: endoplasmic reticulum membrane. NCBI's taxonomy places the organism in Eukaryota, Metazoa, Mollusca, Bivalvia, Pectinida, Pectinidae. The transcript is spliced from 3 exons. Bases 103 to 1017 code for a protein of 304 amino acids.
CUGCAUAUGAAGUGCUGAACAUUAUUUAAUAUUUAACAAGACUUUGUAGGUGUGAAUUAUGAUUAUGCAGUGACCAGUGUCUCAGUAGGACAGGUACAUUGUAUGGCUUUGUUAUACUUUAGAACAAUUUUUGUUCCAGGCGUUGGAGUAUGGAGAGAAGGUGUUUUAUGUAGCGAGCGACCAUCAGGACAGAACUCUGUGGGCCAUGUGUUGAAGCCUUGUUGUACAGGACUCCGAGGACAGUGUCAGCUGUUGUCACAUGAACACUGCCAGUUUCUGGAGGGCAGCUUUCAUGUCAAUGGACCAGAGCACUGUAGCCAGGUAAAUUGUCUGAGUUCAGUGUGUGGGAUGGGAGGGUUAGAGGCAGACCCUAUACAACCAUGGCUCCCUAGGGACCCUAUCCAAUGGUGGAGACUACCCCUGUCCCUAGUCUAUCACCAUGGAGUGAUUCAUGCUGUCCUCGUGAGCCUUGCCCAGGUGCUACUGUUCAGGAAGAUUGAGAGGACCCUUGGUUGGCUUCGACUCACCAUUGUCUAUCUUAUGACAGGAUUAGGGGGCCUGCUGACUGCUGCUGUCUUUAAUCCCUACGUGCCACAUGUAGGUGGCACAGCCACAGUGUUUGGGAUGGCUGGUUUAAUCACAGUAGAACUGAUACACUACUGGCACAUUGUCAAAAAACCUGCUGUGGAGCUGACAAAGAUUUGCGGACUUUUAGUGGUCUUCUUGAUGCUUGGUACCCUUCCUUAUAUUGACAAUUAUAGCAUUGUGUCUGGAUUCCUCUUGGGUGUCAUAUGCUCCGUCUUGUUCCUGCCUUUCUUGUCCUUCAGGCAGCAGCAGAAGCACUGUCGCAUUGUCCUUCUGUGUGUUGGUGGACCCUUAAUAUUUCUGGUGUAUUUUGUCUUGCUUUAUGUUUUUUAUAAGGUACAAACUUUUGAAGAAUGUUCUGGAUGUAAAUUGUUUAAUUGUGUGCCAUACACAGAAACAAUGUGUGACCCCUCAUUGUGGACGCAAGAAUAAGAAAGUGGUAUCAUAUAUAUAUAUAUAUAAAUGAUGUAUUGUACAUUAAAACAAGUUUAUAAUAAAUAUUCAUGGUGUGGUGAAGUUUUGCAUUUAAUAAAGUUAUUAAAGUUAAUUUAU